Cylicocyclus nassatus is the source of this 1396-nucleotide messenger RNA. The record is from the annotation of a GenBank genome assembly. Lineage: Eukaryota; Metazoa; Nematoda; Chromadorea; Rhabditida; Strongylidae.
AUGCAUCACGCUCACCAGUGUGGAAUGGAGGAGGCAGGAGAUGAUAUUGUGUCCGAGACAAUAGAAUCAUUGUGUAAGCGGGCGCAAGAUUUAUGCACACACGCUCGUCAUAAUCUUCGUCAUAAUCAACCAGCUACUUGCGAUGAAUAUGCAAAGAAGCAUACGAACGUUUACGCCACAACAUUUGGUACUCGCUGUCACUCAUGUAAGGAGGAUAAGGGGAUAACACUCGUAAAUGUCUAUCCACAGGGACUGUCCGCUGGCACCGCUGAACCAUCUUAUGGCAGACCAGCAUUUUGUGAAGACAAGAAGUGCUAUGGCGAUGGGAAAGUCAGUCCGAGAGCCGCUGAUGACAUUCCAGAGGAGCGGUUGACGUUACCGUACUGGCACAUCGCUGAGGCUGCAUCGCGAGCUUUGGAGGAGAAGAAUAUGUACGAUAAGCGACGUGCCGCUGAUGCAUGGGAUAAAUACUUUUCCACUUCCCCCCAUGUAAAGAUUGAUGAUGUAAUGAAAGAGGGCGAGUUUGUGACCUGCUGUUCCUGCGGUCAGAAGAAAGCCGUUGAGAAAUCACCACCAGAGAAACAAAAUCAGUACCCAUUCAUAUCGGACGCUGUUUGCUUUCAUCAAAAAAAGCAAGGGAUAAAGCCUCAAGGCAAUUUUGUUAAGGAGAAGAAACACGAGCGCCUAUGCGGUGCUCAUAAGACGAGAGGAGAUGGGUGUGACUAUGCGGUUCUUUACGAAUGUGAAGGCAGUGUAAACAGUUGUCCACAUUUUAUUAAGAACAGCGAAUCUAAAGAUGAGGUAUCGGGACGAGCAGAGCGUGUCGGCAUGCGCUCUCUUAAAAACGAAGCCGAGAUUGUAUUGCCGGCUAAGAGGAAAGGUCCGCGUUGCCCAGAUGCUGUCUGUCCUUACCUGGUGGAUGAUACUGGUGCUUAUAUCCACAGGGAUGGUGGGAGUGACUCACACAUGAAGAAACGAAAUCAGGGCUCACCACCGCGCAUAUGUCGUCCAUUUUAUGGCACAACGGAGUUAGAGAAGAGCUCUCUAAAUGCCAUCAACCACCUACUAAAAGCAGAGAAAGAGUUACGUAAAGUGCAGUUCACUGCUGGCACUGUUAUACCACAGGCAGAGCAAUACGUCGAACAGGUUAAUACUAUCCAUAAUGACCUCAAGCAAUUCAAUACACUAUUCCGUGAAGUUCAGCAUCAAACCAACGAAGCUCUUGAACAGAAAGGAGCGCGUCACUUCCACUUCGUAAUUCAAGCUUCUCCCACAAAAAUGAAGACCACAUCGGGACCGCUCCCACCACGCUGAUAAGGAACAUUCGAAGGAACAACGCAAGAUAUGAUAUAGUUUCAUGUAAUAAAGUUUGAAUGAACCUUACAUGCUACUGUUA